AUGAGGAUAUCCUUUCCAUGUUAAUUUUUUGUUUAAAUCAUAUAUAUUUUUUGUCUUUAUCCUACAGUGAAGUGAUGUUUGUGAAGAUGUGAUAAACCAAUGAUAUUUAUAUAGAUAGAAGUACAAACCAAUAACGCUGAGGAUUUUCUUGUCGUAUGGUUAUUUACAUAUAUAAUAAAUUGUAAAUAACGAAGUUCGAAGACGCUCUCUAUACGAGAAUUAAACGGUAAAUAUAAAUGUUAUUGAGAUAUAUUGACAUUUACAUUAUAAAUUUUUGUUGCAUUGUGAUUAUUUGCGACGAAAUAUAAGUCAGGGGUUGGACAAAUAAAAGCGGGAAUGUUUGAAUCAAACUUCGAAUGAGUUAGUGAGAAAUUUUUUAUUUCAAGAUUGGUAGUUCUGAUUGGUGUUGUUACAUGUCAAUCUUUGUCAUCAAUAUGUAAUUUUUGGAAGGAAUAAGAGAAAGUUUAUUUACUGAUACUUUUAUUCAAUAUUGAUAGAAUUUUUCAUUAAAUAUUUAACGAAUAUAUUCUUUUGCGUAAAUGUAACACCAGCGCCUCUCUCGGCUAUACGCUGUAUUAUAGUUAACAAUGUAAGCAUGGAAUAUUUCGCAUAGCAUGAGAUAAUUGCCUGAUUAAUUUUACUCGAACGAGUUUUUAUGAAUUACGUUUUAUUUAACAUUUUUAAAUUACUGGCAAUAUAACCAGUGAUCGUUAUUUAAAGAAAAUGGCCGAAAGUAAUAACAAAAUGUCAAAGGAUGUUUCUUCUGUAUCAGAAGAUACCGAUGAAAAGACAACAGAUAUUAGUCGUUAUUUUAAUAAUGCACCACGCACGAUUUUUGACGAUAUUGUGGCACCGAAUGAACAAAACUAUUUUAAUACGGUAUCGGAUUCUGAGGACAAUGUUUCAAGGUUUAAUUCACUUUUAAAUUGUACAACGAAUGAUUUGUUUUCUGUGGAUACUUUAUUAGAUAAUGAUCGAAUGUCAGAUACUUUAUUAGAUAAUGAUCAUAUGAUACAAAGUAAUUUGCAUAGAGAUGCUUGGAUACCAUCAGAACGUACUCGUAAAAUUUUGCGAUCUAUUGCUACCUCCACAGUAGGAACUACUUUUCUCGAGAGAGACAAUUUAACAAUGCCGGGAUUGGCAUUGCAAGGAGAUAUGCCUGAUUUAAUAAAAACUGCCGUGUCCCAUUUUCUUGGCGAAGAUGAAGAGAUGCAAAGAAAUGUACUUACCGCUUCAGAUGUCACUCAAGAUGAACGUGGACUGAGAAAAUUAAUACAGACUGGUUGUUAUAGAGCUGCUAUUAAUUUAUCUGGAAGACUUAUUUCCAUCUAUGCGCAAGGUUAUGGAAAAAUAAAUCAGUCAAGUAAACAUACUCCACAUUCUUUAUAUUUAUGGUAUACGAGACUUUCCUUAUUAGCAAAAUUAAAACAGAACGAAUUAUUAGAAAAAGAAUCUAAGCCAUUUGGUGAUUUGGACAAGCCAGACAUGUAUUUUACAUUUUAUCCAGAAUUAUAUGGUACUAAACCAGGUUCCAUGGCUUCAUUUGCCUUUAGAUUACUUUUAGCAGAAGUCCCAUACUAUUAUGGCAAGCCAAAGGAAGCAUUAGAUAAACUACACAAAGUUUUGAGCGUAGUCAAUGAAAUUUUGUCAAAUUUACAAGCUGGCCUUAUGAGGGAAGCUAAUGAUACCAAAGUUACUAAUACAGAACAGAAGAAAGAUGCUAUUAAACUGUGGUCACGCAGAAAAUCCAGAGUAUUAAUAUCUAUCAUUAACUGUGCAGUUGGAAUGAAAAAUUAUAUUUUGGCAGUAGAUAUAUUAGAAGAACUAAGCAAAUCUCAUGAUUGGACAACAGAGCAAUUACAAAUAUUUCGAUCUAGCAUAGGGAGAAUAUAUUUGUUUCUUGGGGAUGUCUCUACAGCAGAGACAUUAUUAAAUAAUAGAAUUAUUCAGACAACUACAACUACUGUUAGAGAAUUGGUAGAUAGAGGCUUAAUAGCAGUUGCAAAAAAUUCAUUUCAAGAAGCAUUUAAUUAUUUUCAAACUGCAUCUACUAUGGAUCCUUCUAAUGUUAUGCUAUUAAAUAAUAUGGCUGUGUGUCUUCUCUAUACUGGUCAGCUCAAAGCUGCUGUACAUUUGUAUGAAAAUGCAGUGGCCAGAAAUCCUAUGAAAAGCUUACAAGAACCAAUUUUGUUGAAUAUGUGUACUUCCUAUGAGUUACAUACAAAUCAUUGUAAACAGACCAAAUUACAUUUACUUCGACAGCUAAAUAAGUAUAAAGGAGACGCUAUUGAUAUCCAGUGUUUAAAACUUGGUAUGUAGUUAACACGAAAGAAGUUUCUUAUGAAAAUUUAAUUAGCAUAAAAUGCAACCAACGAGAUAUUUAAUAUAAAACAGUAUGUAUAUAUAUACACUGUAUAUUUUAGAAUAACUCUAUCUCCUGGACAAAUUGUCUUGGAAAAAUAAACAUUGUUUCGCAAGAUCAUAGUGUGGUCGUGAAUAUAAUACAUUAAGUUUAAUUUCAGAUAGACAUUAAAAAUGUCUUAUCAAUUGUACAGAAACGUAUAUAAGAAUAAAAUUUAAGGUCGUUUGAAUCUCA
Messenger RNA from Vespula pensylvanica (western yellowjacket), 2596 nucleotides. Its product is annotated as trafficking protein particle complex subunit 12. Lineage: Eukaryota; Metazoa; Arthropoda; Insecta; Hymenoptera; Vespidae. The transcript has a single exon. Gene Ontology annotation, molecular function: protein binding. The coding region runs from base 724 to 2319 and encodes 531 amino acids. The record is from RefSeq and is a predicted model, not a curated record. Gene Ontology annotation, cellular component: TRAPP complex; Golgi apparatus.